This is a messenger RNA of Talaromyces proteolyticus, 1390 nucleotides long. Its product is annotated as OTU-like cysteine protease. Gene Ontology annotation, biological process: protein deubiquitination; endoplasmic reticulum unfolded protein response. NCBI's taxonomy places the organism in Eukaryota, Fungi, Ascomycota, Eurotiomycetes, Eurotiales, Trichocomaceae. Gene Ontology annotation, molecular function: cysteine-type deubiquitinase activity. The record is from RefSeq and is a predicted model, not a curated record. The transcript has 2 exons. The coding region runs from base 358 to 1365 and encodes 335 amino acids. Gene Ontology annotation, cellular component: nucleus; cytosol.
GUUUUGGCAAAAAUCCAUGCUCCAGCAGAUAAUCAUUUAAUUGUGGUUUUCUAGUAUGGUAGACUAGGUAUUAGACAGUAUAUUAUUGGGAGACAAGCGGCGAUAUCACGGUGUGGGGUAGCUAGGAACGUAAUGCACGGCUGGUAUAGUGUACGCUAUCAUCGAGACAGUCGAUCGACGAGAUACAGCCGGCUGAAACACUCUUGCGACAGUCAAAAAAGCCCUGUUUGUACUAAUUUGGGUACAUACUGCAGGUAAAACUCGGUGCUCUGAUUCAUCGCCCCGUGGAUCUUUGUCCUGAUCUUCCCGAGCCAAUCUCGUCUUGUAUGAUUUUGCCAAAAGAUACACAGGAAGAAAAUGAGAGUGAGAGUCCGCGGCCCAGCUGGGCAAAGUACCAUCACUCUCGACGCUACCGCGACAGUCGCCGACUUGACCACCCUCAUCAAGGAGCAGACCGGCCUCGCUUCCUUUGAUCUCAAGUAUGGCUACCCUCAACCGCAGCCUUUAGAUCUCAGCGAUCCCACUCAGAAGCUGGCCGAGUUGGGCGUUGAUCUCAAUGGCGAACAGCUCAUUGUCAACAGCAAAAAAGACGACUCGGCAGAAACACCACCUUCUACAAGUCAACAAGAUACACUCCCUACACAGACUAUACACACUACACAACCAUCACCCCUCCGUGAGAGCAGCCUUAUAAAACCACCAGACGAUAGCGACCCUCCAGAGGUACCAUCCCCGGAACACGCGGGCACUGUGGUCCUACGCAUCAUGCCGGACGACAACUCGUGCCUCUUUCGAGCAGUCGGCAGCGCAGUCAUCGGUGGAAUGGAUGCAAUGACAGAAUUACGGUCCAUCGUCGCGCAGACAAUCCAAGCGCAGCCAGACGAAUACCCAGAGGUGGUUCUAGAAAGAAAAACAGACGACUACUGCCGCUGGAUCCAGAGCGAAGAUGCCUGGGGCGGCGCCAUCGAACUCAGUAUCCUCAGCAAGCAUUUCGCAGUGGAAAUCUGCUCAAUCGAUGUACAGACGCUGAGAGUCGAUCGGUUCAAUGAAGGGCAAGCAACGAAGUGCUUUGUGGUCUACUCGGGGAUCCAUUACGAUGCCAUUGCGUUGUCCCCAUCGGACCCUCCGUUCACGCACGCCUACGCGCCGCCGGAUUUCGACACGCGCAUAUUCGAGGCCGGCGACUCAUUCAUUCUCGAGAGGGCGCUAGAGCUGUGUCAGGUGCUACAGAAGAGGCACUACUACACCGACACGACCAGCUUCCAGAUCCGUUGCAACACCUGUGGCGGUCUGUUUGUGGGCGAGAAGGGGGCGACCGAGCACGCGGCGCAGACGGGGCAUUAUGAUUUCGGGGAGGCUCAAUAACAUAUAUAUAAACCUAUAUAAUAAU